GCGUCUCUCUGCGAUGGUGAAACGGCGAGGAGGUUCGAGCGACGAAGAGUCGCAGCCUGCACACAAGAAGAGAAGGACAGAAACGAGUGACGAACAGAACUCUGCGUUCGACAGCUUUCGCAUAAGCGAGGAAACCAAGCGACUGCUCGUCUCACGAGGUUACGCUCAUCUCUUGCCCGUUCAGACCGCUACUUUUGAUCUUGUCUACGAUGGAAAAGACGUAGUGACGCAGGCGCGUACAGGCACCGGCAAGACGUUGUCCUACACCCUACCACUAAUCGAGAAACUCGCCAAGAAAAAGAGGCGUGGGCGUGGUCGCUACCCGAGGGUUCUCGUUCUGGCGCCUACUCGCGAAUUGGCUCGUCAAGUUAACGAUGAAUUUGCGAUCAUUGCUCCGGAUAUGAGCACGGUGUGUAUAUAUGGAGGGGUUGGCUAUGAGGGUCAGGAGAGGAACAUUGCUAAUGGGAUCGAUGUGUUGGUUGGCACUCCGGGGAGAAUACUGGAUCUGUGUAAACGACAGCUAAACUUGAGGCAUCUUAAGUAUGUCGUUCUGGAUGAGGCCGAUCGUAUGCUCGAGGUCGGGUUCGCCGAUCAAGUGGACGAAAUACUGCAGGGAGUGUUUCGGAAACGUAAACCACAGAUGUUGCUGUUCUCGGCCACGCUGCCUGAGUGGGUCAUCUCGACGGCUGAGAAGUAUAUGUGUGAUCAUGUGGUUGUUGAUAUGAUUGGCAAGGAUACGUUGAAGACGGCCGUGACUGUGCAACACAUGGCGAUUCGUUGUAAUUACGAGGAUCGGGCGUCUGUCAUCGGCGAUGUCAUUCAGGUUUUCAGCGGAGCCAAUGGUCAGACUAUGAUAUUUACCGAUACGAAGAUGGAUGCGAACGAGUUGGCACUGAACUCAACGCUGAAGCAGGAGUGUCAAGUGUUACACGGCGAUAUACAACAAUCGCAGCGAGAAGUCACUCUCAUGAGUUUCCGUCAAGGAAAGUUCCGUUGCCUCGUUGCGACGAACGUCGCCGCGAGAGGCCUCGAUAUACCCGAAGUCGAUCUCGUCAUUCAGUGUCAGCCGCCGAAAGAUCUCGAGGCUUACAUUCACAGAGCCGGCCGAACGGGCAGAGCCGGACGCUGCGGCACAUCCGUUGUGUUCUACAAACCAAAUCAAGAGUCGUUAUUGAAACUCGUCGAGAGGAAAGCCGGCAUUAAGUUCAACAAGAUUGGGCCACCACAACCAGCAGAUAUCAUAGCAGCUUCCGCACGCGACGCGGUGCAGUCGAUUCGAGCCAUUCCGGCGGCCGUUGUGUCACAGUUUCAGUCGGCAGCUGAAUCGUUGCUCGACGGUAUGGAACCAGUUGACGCUGUGGCUGCCGCUUUGGCUCACAUAUCUGGCUCUUUGGAUACGAUUCAAUCUCGUUCGCUUCUGUCGUCACAACCGGGCUACACGACGUAUCAUCUUAUGAACUCAUUUGAGUUUCGUACAGUGAGUUACAUGUGGAAGGCGAUCGAGCGUCAUCUACCCGUCGAAGUGAAGGAUGCUGUUCGUGGCAUGCGAAUGUGCGAAGACAAGAAAGGCGUCGUGUUUGAUAUCCCGUCAUCGCUUGAUGAAUUAGUGAAGAACAGCUGGAGAGACGGGGCGAACACUCAGCUUGUCGUCGCCACCGAACUGCCUCGUCUAGUCGAACGAGUAGAUCAACAGCGAUUCGGUGCGGGUCGUAGCUCAUGGCCGAGACAACAACCGAACAGAUUUCUCACUCAGCAAGGAAAAAGGAAGUUCAAUUGGACAAGAAAUGGACGAAAUGAGAGGAAUGGAGAGACGAAAAACUUUUAUGCAAGACAGAAGAGUCAAGGAUAAUGCACACAUAGUGCUGACUGUCUGCAUUGAUUUGGGGCCCCGGAAUUUAUAAUUUUUGAUUAAUCUUUUCCUGAAAGGUUUUCAAAGGUUGAUAUGUAGUACGUGAAAUGACGUCAUAUAUUGAUUUUGACACUGGUAUAUUGAUUUAUGAUUGUAGAGAUCACGACAAUAGAAAUUAUGAUGUUGUGUGCAAUAGAUAGCUAAUGACACGUGA
This is a messenger RNA of Corticium candelabrum, 2063 nucleotides long. RefSeq names its product nucleolar RNA helicase 2-like. Bases 14 to 1849 code for a protein of 611 amino acids. The transcript has a single exon. The record is from RefSeq and is a predicted model, not a curated record. Gene Ontology annotation, molecular function: RNA binding; ATP binding; helicase activity. NCBI's taxonomy places the organism in Eukaryota, Metazoa, Porifera, Homoscleromorpha, Homosclerophorida, Plakinidae.